UUAAGAUCUCAAAUGACAAAUGCCUAGCUAUUGUAUUGGCUUCCGUUCUUAAAUAAAUCUGGUUAGUUCAAGUUUCAGACAAAAUUUAUCAACCAUAACAAACUGCUAUCUAGCCCUGAGCAUGCAUUACUGGUGGAUUGUAUCACUAUUUGGUCAACGUGCAGUGUAAACUGGUCAUAUUACUCUGAAGCUUAAAUUUGUAUAAUGGUAUUGGAAUAGAGGCAAGCCACACAAUAUUGAUCUCAAUGAUUGGCUGUGAUGUUUAAUGCGGAUUCAAAAACUGGUCAGAAGAAGUGCGGAAUACAAGUGUAUAGUGACUAUUUGUAAAUCACAGGCAGGUAAAUCACAGGCAAACAAUGCAGGAAGAUUUUUAAAGCAAUAGUACAUGUAUUAAGUGUUUUCUUUUGGUGGAAAACUGCAGAUCAAAAGUAGUAGGAAGUGGAGUAUACGCAACUUAACAAUAAAGAGUCAAGAUGAACUUUAGGCAGCGAUUGAAAAGUUUACUGACCCUAUUAGUGUUGGUUUCAACGAUAGGUGGUGUUCUUUUGUUCCUACAUUACAAAGAAGAAAUGACAAGACUCAAGCCACGCUUGGAGCAAAGGCAGAUUCCAAUCUUAGCAGACAUCAAACAACCAGAAUUUAUUGUGCAAAAUGAAACAUCACAAAAUCACAAUAUCCAUGGCGACGCUGUGAAAGCUGGAAAUGUGAGCAACACUAGCAAAUCUGAAACUCUUCAGACAAUACUUUCUCCUGUGAACAACCUAGAAAUGAUUGUAAGAGAGAAAAAGUAUGAAUAUUUCACAGAUAAAUUUGUGAUUGACAAAGAGCCAUUCUUGUCAUGGUUUAACAAAAAAAAUGAAAUACACAUAUGUGGGGAUCGCUUAAAAGUUUAUGGCAAUUAUUUUGGAGUAGCAAGGAAUAUUGUUAUGCACCCUGAAAAACAGAGCACAAAUUCUGUGAAAGGAGGUGAGCAAGUUAAGGCCGUUCUUGGACAAACAGAGGGCCAGGAAUAUUUUAAUCUGAAUUCCGACUUCUGGGAACUUAGUUGUGAUACUAAUGAUACCACCCAACAAAAACUGUCCAAUUCAGGUUUGAACUGGAAAAAUAACAUUAAAAUUGUGUCAACAGCGAAUAAUGCUUCUAAUCAUGUACAUAAAUAUACGUUUGGGGUCCUAAGAGGUGACUAUGCUAACCUUCACAACUGGAUGAGGUGUAUCUUUAAUGUGUUUAUUCUUAUGUCCUUCCUCAAGGUACAGCCUUCUGAAAUGUCCAUUCUCUUUCUUGAUGCCCAUCCUUUCACGCCAUUGGAUAAAGCUUGGGAUGUUAUUUAUAGCACACCAAUCAGAGUUGGCCAUCUAAGUCAACCGGUGCACUAUGAGAACUUCAUAUGGGGAGUAGAGGAGAGACUUAUGCCAUUUAGUGAGCAUGUUGAUCCCCCAAUUCCUUACCUAGAAGAAUUUCGUACAUUUGUGUUGGACCGAUUUGAUUUGCCUACAAAGGAUGUGCUUAACUGUAAGAAAUUACGCAUCACUUUCAUAGUGCGUAGAAAUGCAGUGUAUCAUCCGAGAAACGCUGAAGGAAACGUUGGAAGAAAGGUCUUCAACGAAGCAGAAGUUGUGGAAACACUAAUGAAGGCUUUUCCUGGUUCUCAUGUACAGGCUGCCUUAAUGGAAGCCCUCCCAAUGAAGUCCCAACUGGAAAUCAGCAGCCAGACAGACUUGUGGAUUGGAAUGCACGGAGCUGGCAUGACCCACAUUGCAUUUCUACCAAAGCACGCAGCAGUGCUGGAACUCUUUCAGAAGGAUUUUAAGGUGAACCGUCCCUGGUUUGUGUGUUUCCACAGCAUAACAAUGUGGCGAGGCAUGCACUAUGAUUCUUGGGAGAACACCGAUGGAAAUCUAGAAAUGCCUCAUGACUAUACCAUUGUGCCUACAGAUGUCAUUGCUCAAAAGACACAGAAACUAGUGGAACAGAUGUGCCCUAAAUAGAUGCAUGAACAGUUCAUUUAUUAUAUAUAUUCUGUAAACAUAAUGGAGUUACUGAGAAGCAAGUACUAUAAUGAAUCAUUUAUAUAUCAUGCACAUUAUGUUCCUGACCACAUGAUAACCACCAUUCCAGCUUUACUCUUCAAUAUUACAUCAAUAGAAAUUCAAUGUCCAUUUUCAUUGGUUAGUAUUUUUAGUUGUCAUUAUUUUAAAUGCAAAUGUUCACAACUGUCCUACCUCUUAAUGGCCUUCAAGAAUUAUGGCAUGUAUGCUCCUUAGUGAUGUUGUAUUAAUUUCUAUAUGAAAUAAUGUUAAAACAGCAAAACAAAAUUUUUUACCAAAGAGAUCACAGUUCCUAUGUAUCAGAAAAAAUAAUAACUUUCUUAUUUCUUAAAUCUUACAGCAUUUAAAACAUUAGUUUACAUAACAAUUUGUGCCUUACCUUCUGGGCUAAAUAACAUGAUAAGAAAGCUAAUUAAUUUGUGUCAAUCUACAAUUAGUAAGCUAGUCAUAUUAAUAAUAAGUCUUUAUUACUGAA
Dreissena polymorpha is the source of this 2523-nucleotide messenger RNA. Its product is annotated as EGF domain-specific O-linked N-acetylglucosamine transferase-like. The transcript has 2 exons. The coding region runs from base 474 to 1988 and encodes 504 amino acids. The record is from RefSeq and is a predicted model, not a curated record. Gene Ontology annotation, molecular function: glycosyltransferase activity. Lineage: Eukaryota; Metazoa; Mollusca; Bivalvia; Myida; Dreissenidae.